AACCAUAAACCCUGCUCUGGGUUCUGUUUCAAAAUCUUCCCUUCUCGAAUUCUCUUCUUUUCUUCUCUUGAAAAAGGAGAUCCAUGGCGGAAUCGUCGAUGUCUGAAACGCACGGUCUGUUCUCUUCUGAUCUCCCUCCCUUACCCGAGAAUCGCAUCGUAGUGGGUUUUGGAAUGGUUUCUGUGGACUAUGUCGCAAUAGUAGAUGCUUUUCCUAAGCCCGAUGAGAAGGUUCGUGGCAGGAGUUUGCAGGUGUUUGGUGGCGGGAAUGCUGCUAAUGCUUUGACUUGUGCUUCUCGCUUGGGUUUGACGCCUAAGCUCAUCACCAUGGUUGGUGAUGAUUCUCUAGGGAAAAGCGCCUUGGCAGAGCUUGAAGCAGACGGGGUGGAUACUUCUCUAGUCAAGAUUUCUAACGGGGGAACAUCAACAUCUACAUAUGUGAUUGUUGAUAAACAGAUGAAAACUCGUACAUGUAUCUACACACUGGGCGUCCCUGCAAUGGUGCCUGAUGAUCUGCCAAAAGCCAAGUUAAAAUCUGCAUUGGCUGACGCAAAACUUGCAUAUUUUGAUGGACGAUCAACCAAACCUGCUAUGGUUGUUGCACAAGAGGCAGCUCGUAUGGGCAUUCCAAUCCUAGUUGAAGCAGAACGCAAAAAAGCAGGGCUUGGUGGUCUCCUUGAUUUGGCAACUUACAUCAUAUGUUCGGAAAAAUUUCCUCAGGCUUGGACAUCAGUCUCUUCUAUGCCAAAAGCACUCGUAUCCAUUCUUCUAAAAUACCCAACCGUCAAAUUUGUAAUUGUGACCCUUGGUGAAAAGGGUUGCUUGAUGAUUGACAGAAGAGCAUGUGGUGAAGACCCUGAUCUAGAUGCCAUAGACGCAGACAGUCUGACUGAGUCACUAAAGCUGAAAAUUGAUGAAAACGUUACAACUCCAACAUAUGUUUCUUCGGUGUCAAGCGUAAGACUAAAGGCAAAUGGAAUAGGCACAUUAGAUGGAAAAUUGCUCUUAGGGACUGCUGAGAAGAUUCCUCCCUCAGAAAUUCUGGAUACUACUGGUGCUGGUGAUGCAUUUAUUGGAGCAGUUCUAUAUGCUUUAUGUGCAGGAAUGCCUCCUGAGAAAAUGCUACCGUUCGCUUGUCAAGUGGCGGCAAUAGCUUGCCGGGCAUUGGGUGCUCGUGCUGGGCUGCCUUAUAGGGCAGAUCCGCGCUUAGCAUCAUUCUUGCGUCAGACUAACGGUUAAGUUCAACAAAUUUGCAGGAGUUUCCCAUACAUUUUAGUUAUUUUAUUUGGUAAAUGUCAGUAAAUAUUAUCAACAUGCUGAAUUGAAUUCCGAGUAUAUUGAAUUUGCCUUGAAACUCACUAAUGCAUAAAAUCAUUUUUGAAUUGAAUUGUU
Messenger RNA from Phalaenopsis equestris, 1391 nucleotides. Its product is annotated as sulfofructose kinase-like. NCBI's taxonomy places the organism in Eukaryota, Viridiplantae, Streptophyta, Magnoliopsida, Asparagales, Orchidaceae. The record is from RefSeq and is a predicted model, not a curated record. Gene Ontology annotation, molecular function: kinase activity. The transcript is spliced from 12 exons. The coding region runs from base 84 to 1238 and encodes 384 amino acids.